This is a messenger RNA of Olea europaea var. sylvestris, 1456 nucleotides long. RefSeq names its product zinc transporter 1-like. Gene Ontology annotation, biological process: zinc ion transmembrane transport. The transcript has 3 exons. The record is from RefSeq and is a predicted model, not a curated record. Gene Ontology annotation, cellular component: plasma membrane. Gene Ontology annotation, molecular function: zinc ion transmembrane transporter activity. NCBI's taxonomy places the organism in Eukaryota, Viridiplantae, Streptophyta, Magnoliopsida, Lamiales, Oleaceae. The coding region runs from base 269 to 1345 and encodes 358 amino acids.
AUGUCCUAAUAUUUAGUUUGCCGCACAUAAUUGCUAGACAUGACAACUCCACCAAUACAAAAUUCUAUUCAAAGAUACUUAGAAACAGUAUAAAUACAUCUUUUUCUUGCUGGGUUCUGUUCACCAUCCAUCAAGAUACUCUUGUUAAUUAAUUGGCGAAUCAAUUAAAGAUUCGACAAAGCACCUUUCCCUAUAUAGUACUCACAAAAGACUCGACUGCAUACCUCAAAAUUUCUGAAACUUGUCUUCUCACUUGCUCUGUUUCAGUAUGAGCAGUCUUCAAUGGUGUUAUUCUCAUAAGAUCAUAAUCUUGACAUCCCUUCUUCUUGUUUCACUUCCCGCGGUGGUUACCGGAGAGUGCACUUGCAAUGAUGAAUCCGAGCACCGGAAUAAAACCGAGGCCCUUAAGUACAAACUGAGCGCCAUAGCUGCUGUUCUUGUUUCUGGUGGCAUUGGUGUGAGUCUCCCACUUCUUGGCAGAAAAAUCGAGGCUUUACGCCCCGAGAAUGAUAUAUUCUUCAUGAUCAAAGCAUUUGCAGCUGGUGUGAUUUUAGCAACCGGGUUCAUUCACAUCCUUCCGGAAGCAUUCGAGACUUUGACAUCUCCUUGCCUUAGCCACAAUCCAUGGGGGAAAUUUCCCUUCGCGGGAUUUGUCGCAAUGGUGGCUUCGAUUGGGACGCUCACGGUGGACACAAUUGCAACCAGUUUCUACAAAAAAUUGCACUUCAACAAGAUUAAACAGGUGAACGUGGACGAAGAGGCUAGUGACGAACACGCUGGACAUGUACAUGUACACACUCACGCCACACACGGUCAUGCUCAUGGGGCUGCAAUUUCGAAUAGUGAGACUGGCUUUCUUGAUCUUGUCCGGCAGCGCAUAAUAUCACAAGUUUUGGAAUUGGGAAUUUUGGUGCACUCAGUGGUAAUAGGAAUUUCACUGGGGGCUUCAGAUAGCCCUGAUACAGUAAAGACUCUAUUGGCAGCCCUAUCAUUUCAUCAGUUCUUUGAGGGUAUGGGACUUGGUGGCUGCAUCUCACAGGCCAAAUUCAAGUCUCUAACGACGGCAGUUAUGACGCUCUUUUUCUCCUUCACUACCCCAGUUGGAAUCGCGAUUGGAAUUGGAAUAUCGAAUGUGUACAAAGAAAAUAGCCCGACUGCUCUUAUUGUUGAAGGGAUUUUGAAUUCGGCUUCGUCCGGGAUACUGAUUUACAUGGCACUUGUUGAUCUGCUAGCAGCAGAUUUCAUGAAUCAUAGGAUGCAGAGCAGCGUUAGACUUCAGUUGGGAGCACAUAUUUCACUUCUACUAGGUGCUGGAUGUAUGUCUUUUCUGGCCAAAUGGGCAUAAUUUCCCUGUCCCUUUUAUGUCCCAUUUUCCUCUAUCUUAUGGUUUUCUCAUGGAAAGUUCCUGUACGGCUGUACCCACUAAUAACAAGGCUAGUUUUAUGUUUAAUAUUAA